CUCUCAGUCGCUGUCAGUCAGCGCUUGGUUCUGUGCCGGUUGGUUACCGUGGUGUAUAAAGCGUCGCCACAGGCCGUGUAUAGUAGUAAUGAGCUGCUGUUCCCGCCGCGUGUGGUGACUGUGAGGCAGCGUCUCCGCCUGUGCGCGGUGUGUGCUGGGAGUCCCUGCGAGCAGGCAUCAUCACGUUAUCAGGCAGUAGUCAUGGUGACUGCUGUGUGGUUCAUUUAAAACUACAACAUUAUUGUGUAUUACUGACAGACACCCGACGUUAUAGGAGUGCUGGCCCCAGUCCGUGUGAUGAGCGGCCUAGGCUGCCCCACAUACGUUAUAUAGGGUCGCUGUUAGACCCGGUCUGUACCAUGUGACCCAUAACAUGAUUACUGGCCCUGUCGUGUGAGCGUUGUGCUGUUACCUUGCUGUGUAAUAGAGUGUGAGCUUCCUGGGUUUGGGUAAUGGUUUGCGUGUUUAACUAAAAUGAAUUUGGCCUUUUUGUUUGUGUUGUUAUUGCCACAGAGGACUUUGUGUUUAGGGAAGCCCCAUGUGUCUCUGUAGUGGCGAUUUACUGCUUAAUUCAUGGACCUGCAUUUCUUUACUGGUUUGGAUUCUGAUAGUGGUGAUGGGGGUGCAGGAUUUUCUGGACAACAUUUGUUUCCAGGGGAUGAAGGUCCUUCCUAUUCUCUGGACUCUUCAGGCCUAUUGCCUACUCAACACAUGUUUGGAAUGUAUGGGCACAGCAAGUUUCCUGGAGGCAGCGACAGCUACCUUACCAUCACAGGGUCAGGACAUCCCUUCUUGACUGGAACAGAGACAUUUCAUACUCCCAGCCUAGGGGAUGAGGAGUUUGAGAUUCCCCCUAUAUCUCUAGAUUCUGAUCCUUCUCUGGCUGUCUCAGAUGUGGUUGGUCACUUUGAUGACCUUGGAGAUCCUACAGGAGUCCAAGAUGGAGGAUUUGCAGCGCAGUAUGGGGUACAGACUCUUGGCAUGCCAGUGGAAAUGACGCAUGAGGUGAUGGAGCAGGCUGGGGGACUACUUGGUGCUGGCUUAGCUAUGGAUUUGGAUCACCCCAUUGUUACCACAUACAGUGCCAACCCCCCAGUCACCAUAGACGUCUCAAUGACGGACAUUUCUUCUGGUCUUCUGGCUCACAGUCAGUUAACUACUAUUGACCAAUCAGAGCUGAGCUCUCAACUUGGCUUAAGCCUUGGCGGUGGUACUAUUUUGCCUCCAGUGCAGUCUCCUGAGGAUCACCUCUCCCCUACUGCCUCUCCAUCAAGCUCUCUACAUGAUGAAGACAUGGAAGACUUUAGAAGAAUAACUGCUCCUAAGAACAUUGUUGUGGAACAACCAAAGAAACCAAAAGCUUCCAAAAAAAGGAAGAAGAAAGAUCCUAAUGAGCCUCAGAAACCUCUAUCUGCAUAUGCUCUUUUUUUCCGGGACACCCAAGCCGCUAUAAAAGGGCAAAACCCCAACGCCACUUUUGGAGAAGUAUCCAAAAUCGUGGCCUCUAUGUGGGACAGUCUUGGUGAGGAGCAGAAGCAGGUGUACAAGAGAAAAACUGAAGCAGCCAAGAAGGAAUAUUUGAAAGCGUUAGCAUUGUACAAGGAAAACCAAAUGUCACAGGUGGUUGUUGAGACAUUGGAUUUGGACCCUCCUGCUGCACCAGCUGUAAUAUCGGAAUCUCCAGUUCAUUCGCCCACCGUUGUGACAGCCCCCAGCAUUCAGCAAUGUGUUACAUCCCCAACUAUUACUCAGGCACCAGUGCCAACUCCUGCAUCCAUCCAAGCAGUUGCUCCCCCUCAGCAAAGUAUUGCUAAAAUAAUAAUUUCCAAGCAGAUGCUACAAGCUGGGCAGAUCCCUACAUCCAUUGCCAUGUCGCAAGGCAUGGUGACAGUUAUCCCAGCCACUGUGGUGACGUCCAGAGGCCUACCCCUGCACCAAUUGCAGCCUAGCCCACAGGCACGAAUUACACGUUCAGUUUUACAAGCAGCAAUGCAACUUCCACCACGCCUACAGCCUCCUCCAUUACAGCAGAUGCAGCAACCCCCACGUCUACAACAGAUGGCCCCUGCACAGCAGCCUUCAAUCACCAUCCUACAGUCCCCUCCACCUUUACAGCCAAUGCAGAAAGUGCGACUCAGUUUGCAUCAACCUCCCCCAUUACAGAUAAAGAUUAUACCCCCUCCUCUUCAGCCCCAACCUCAGACUGUUCAAGUCCAAGCACAAACCAUUCCAAUCAUCAGUGUACCCACCUCACCAGAAGCACCUUCCUCACCUGAACAUCUGGAAGUACUGACCGAAGUAGUGCAAGAGGAGUCUCCCCCAACACAGAUGGAUGUGGAACUGGUGAGUGGUUCUCCUGCUCACAGCCCUUCUCCCCAGCCCCGAUGUGUACGUUCUGGAUGUGAGAAUCUCCCAAUAGAAAGCAAGGAUUGGGACAAUGAGUAUUGCAGCAAUGAGUGUGUAGUCAAACACUGCAGAGAUACUUUCUUGGCUUGGGUUGCAGCACGAAGUCAAGGAACACUUGCAUCUGUGAAAUAACCCCUGUUCCCCUAAAUAGGGGUGUGUUGCAGAAAACUAAGAGACUGAUAACUCACAAGGAAAAUGCCAAUACCUAGAGACAGAUUUUUAUUGACUACUCUGUAAAUAUUAUGUGAGCAAGGACUUCAUAAGAUGGGGCAAGCUUCAGCCACUUCUGUGCUGAGUGGUCAGCGAUGCAUUAGGAAGCAACAGUGAACAGCCUUGUUUGAAACCAAAUUCUAUUUUCCUCUCUUGACACUAUCGCAGUGAAUUGUUGUAUGGAAUUUGUGUAGUUGUACAGACCAAGAAAAGAAAGCUGUAUUAUCCUUUGUGGUAUACUGGAAAAGCAAAUUAUUUUGUAACAGCUUUUUUCUUUGGUUAUUUUAUAACCUAUAGCCAUCAGUGCAACAAUCAUGGAUAGAGGAUACAAUCAUUACAUCACCAAUCUUAGCCUUGUUUAUUGUCUUCUUGGUGCUGGCUUGUUAAUGUCUGAAAGCCUACUAAGAAUGUACUCUCACAAAGGAUUAAACGGCUAGUGAAGUAGUUAACAUUGAAGAUACAUAAAUCAAUGUGUAUGUUUAAUAAAAUCUAAAUGUGUUCUCAGUGAGAUAUUAGGAUAUUCAAAGGUAUGGCAUAAUUGUUCGUGUCUUAGUUAACCUUUUAUAUGCCUAAUUCACAAGAGGCCUAGUGAACAUCAUUUGACAUGAUAAACAGGUACCUUUUAUGUUGAGCUUGAUAUGCCUGUGCAAAUUAGUUACUUUUUAAGCUCAAAAUUAUUUUUAUUUUACCAUCGGCCUUUGUUUUAAUGGCAAUAUAAAUAUAUGGUUAAAAGUAGUCUGAUUCUGUGAUAUUACGGGGACAGCACAAGUGAUCUGUCCACCUCUUCUUCAUCCUCUACAAGGGCUUAUUAAGUUAUUCUCACAUGCACAUCCAGUCCAUCGUUUCAAUAGGCAGGUUAGAUUAUAACUGAAGUGUUUACAAGACGUGUUCAUGAGAGAAGGACCAGGCCAGAAAAUCGCAGAACAAGAGCUACAUUUUGUUCUUACAACCAUAUAUCUCUACAAGGCAGCAUAUGUCAAUUGCUGUAUAUACCUGGAAUACAUUUGGGAUGUAUUUUGAACCGGUCUUCCUAGCAAUUUAGGGCAUAUCAUGAAAAAAAAAAAAAAACCUGACUUUUAGAAGAGUUACUAAUAAUUUGCUGCUUUUUAUACACCAAUUCUGAUAUGUUAUUUUUGAGCGUAACAAUGUAUUUUGUGUGUUGCUCUGGGACAGAUUGGUGGUGAAUGGUAUCCAGACUCCAGGUCGACACCAAUUGGUCGACAUGAGUUUUUCACAGUUGUUGUUUUUUUUUUUUUUUUAACUUUUACAUACUUUACAAACCACAUGGACUACAGUUAUGAAUGGUAAGCACCUUGCCCGAAGCUGCGAGGGGACACGGUGCACUAAAUGGGGUUCCCGGUCACAGUACAGAGAAAACGACACCAUAACAAACUCAUGUCAACCUUUUUCCAUGUCGACUUAUUUCAGGUGUUGACCUUGAGUCCCAUACCUGUGGUGAAUAUGCUCUGCAUGGGCUAGGCAGAGUUUGAAUAAUUCUGUGCAUACUAUUUAAACAAACAUAUUUAUUAGAAAUAUUGUGCACACCCUGUGCAAAGCUUUUCUCAGAUGGCCCUUCCUCAAGGGAAGAAUGUGCUUCAUACAGUUAUAAACAGCGGUAUACAUUAGUUUGUUUUUUAUCUUUGGCAAGAGUAGAAGGUAAUAUGUCACCCAACUUCUUCUUCAACUAUUAAUAAUAGUCCAAUCUGAUGUGAAAGAUAAGUGGUAAACUUUAAACUAAUGCGUUUAUAGUAUUCACACUUUAGCAGGCUCUUGAAAAACAGCCGCUAAAGUGUCAGAAUUCAGGUCUGGCAUUAUAUCUGACUGUUAUAAUGAUCAAUGCACGUCACCUAUUGUAUAAAUAGUAUGACAUAUUACGGAUACUUAUAUGAAGAGAAAUUACUUGCCUUGUAGAGAUUUUGCACUCUUAUUUGUUUUACAACAUAUUAAAACACGGUGUAUUAAAAGGACAACAAGAGCUGUGAAUGGUUGGCCAUCAAUAAAUUAUUUUGGAAGACUGUU
This is a messenger RNA of Pseudophryne corroboree (corroboree frog), 4635 nucleotides long. RefSeq names its product TOX high mobility group box family member 4 (gene TOX4). Gene Ontology annotation, cellular component: nucleus. Gene Ontology annotation, molecular function: chromatin DNA binding. The record is from RefSeq and is a predicted model, not a curated record. Gene Ontology annotation, biological process: regulation of transcription by RNA polymerase II. The coding region runs from base 574 to 2538 and encodes 654 amino acids. The transcript has 9 exons. NCBI's taxonomy places the organism in Eukaryota, Metazoa, Chordata, Amphibia, Anura, Myobatrachidae.